Molecule: messenger RNA, 5634 nt
Organism: Polistes canadensis
Lineage: Eukaryota; Metazoa; Arthropoda; Insecta; Hymenoptera; Vespidae
Gene: glu
Product: structural maintenance of chromosomes protein 4
Exons: 8
Coding region: 170-4225 (1351 amino acids)
Biological process (GO): mitotic chromosome condensation
Cellular component (GO): chromosome
Molecular function (GO): ATP hydrolysis activity; ATP binding; protein binding
Source: RefSeq, a predicted model, not a curated record
AGUUCAUAGAAAUACAUUUUAGUGAUUAUAACAUGAAUGGUAUUAAUUAUUUAAUGAAAUAUUUGCAAGAGCAAUAUUACAUAUAAUUAAUGUUAUUGGUUAACCUCAAACAAUCAACGUGUAAAUUGUAUUUUUCAAAAUAUUGACUAUGUUAUAAGAAGUAUUUAGAAUGGCUAAUAAAGCAGGUAAUAGAUGUAAUACUUCUGAUGAGAUGGAAGUGGAUUUUGUAAAUAAUGAACGCGAUAAUGAUGAAGAAGGGGGUAUAAGGAUAGAUGAUGACAUUUACAUUCCACCACCGCCAAGUAAGAUCAAUGAUCUAGAUGAAAAUGGACCUAGACUUAUGAUUACAAAAAUAGUUAAUGAAAACUUUAAAAGUUAUGCUGGCGCACAAGUUAUUGGUCCUUUUCACAAGUGUUUUUCAGCAAUUGUGGGACCAAAUGGAAGUGGUAAAAGUAACGUAAUCGAUUCAAUGCUUUUUGUAUUUGGUUAUAAAGCAAGUAAAAUACGCUCCAAAAAAAUAUCAGUUUUAAUACACAAUUCGAGUCAGCAUCCUAACUGCAAAAGCUGUACUGUUUCUGUAUAUUUCCAAAGAAUAAUGGAUAAGGAGGGUGAUGAUUAUGAAGUCGUACCGAAUAGUGAAUUUGUAAUAUCAAGAACAGCAUUUAAGGAUAAUACAUCAUAUUAUGAAUUAAACAAGAAGAAAGUACUAUUUAAGGAGAUAUCUAAACUUUUAAGAUCUCAUAGCGUUGAUUUAGAUUACAAUCGAUUUCUAAUUUUACAGGGUGAAGUAGAACAAAUAGCAAUGAUGAAACCAAAAACUGGAAAUGAUAAUGAAACUGGUAUGUUAGAAUUUUUGGAAGAUAUUAUUGGUACGGUGCGUUUUAAAGAACCUCUCGAAAAAUUGUUGGGGAAGGUUGAAUUAUUAUCAGAAUAUAGGAUUGAAAAAAUGAAUCGUCUUCGAAUUGUUGAAAAGGAAAAGGCUGCUUUACAAGAACCUAUGCAGGAUGCAGUUAAUUAUUUGAGAAUGGAGAAUGGUAUAACAAAAUUAAAAUAUCAGUUAUAUCAUUGUAAACGUGUUAGGAAAGAACACGAAGUUAAAUUACAAGAAGAAACAACGAAUGAAGUAAAAAAAGAUAUCCAAAAUCUUUUAAAUGAAUUGGAAAUUGUUCAACAAAAAAAGGAUGAAGAAGAAAAGUUACUCAAAGAAAAAAAUAAAAAAUGGGACAAAUUACAAUCUACUAAGGAUGAUAUUGACGCUCAAUUUGAAGAAAUAAGAAAUAAGGAUGAAUAUUUAUAUGCAGAAAUGAUAGAGACAAACAAAAGAAGGAAAGAGAACCUCAAAUUGGUGAAAACUGAAAAAAAUAAAUUAGAAGAAUUGCAAGCAAUACCUACAAAGAAUUCAAGCACAAUAGAAGAGUAUGAAAAACAUAUACAGAACGAUCUCCAGUUAACAGAAAAAGAGGAAGCUGCAUUGGUUACUUUAAUGAGUGGUGUGCGUGAAAAAACGGAACCAUUGCUUAAUGAACGAUCUCAAUUAGAGAAACAUUUAAUAUCUCUUAAAAAAGAUGUUAACGAAGCAAAGAGUACAUUUGAUAUUGAAAAUUCUAAAUUACAAUUAUAUACAUCUAUUGAACAAACGGAGAGAGAAAAAUUGAAUAAUAUAGAAGAAACUUUAGAAACUACUGUCAGUACGAUUAAACAAAGAACUGAACAACUUAUUUCCUUAAAUAAAAAAAUUCCUGCUACUCAAAAAAGCUUGGAUCAAGCACAAAAUGAAUUUAAAGAAGCAAAGGAUCGAGAGAUUCAGAUAACUUCCAAGCUGAAGAAUUUGAGAAUUUCUUACGAAGAAAAAAAAUCUGCUAUGCAAGCAAGUAAUUCUAGAAAUAAAAUUUUAACUUCACUCAUGAAAGAAAAAACGGAAGGAAGGAUUCCUGGUAUUUUUGGUAGAUUGGGUGAUCUUGGUGCAAUAGAUGCAAAGUACGAUGUAGCAGUUUCGACUGCUUGCGGUCCAUUGGAUAACAUAGUAGUGGAUACAGUUAGUACUGCUCAAGCAUGUAUUACUUUUCUUCGUGAAAAUAAUAUAGGACGUGCAACAUUUAUAGCUCUAGAAAAACAACAGCAUUUGCUUUCAAAAUGCAAACAAAAAAUAAAUACACCAAACAAUGUUCCUCGACUAAUUGACUUAAUACGUGUUGAGGAUGAAAAUGUAUUACCAGCAUUUUAUUACGGUUUACGCGAUACUUUAGUAACAAAUAAUUUAAAUCAAGCAACACAAAUUGCAUAUGGACCCAAACGUUAUAGAGUGGUUACUUUGAAAGGAGAACUAAUUGAAAUGUCAGGUACUAUGAGUGGUGGUGGAUCUACUGUAUUGAGAGGACGUAUGGGUCAAAAAGUGGUUAGAAAUGAACCUUCCAUUGCUGAUGUUGAUAAAUUAGAAAAGAAUCUUGAUAAAGUAUACGAAGAAUGUAACGAUUUAAGAAAUAAACAGCAGACUUUGGAAAAUCAAAUACACACUCUUUCAAGUUCGUUGAAAGAUAUGACACUAGAUCGAAAUAAAUUUAAUAUCGAGGUACAGACUCUUAAAGAACAAAAAUCAUUAUUAGAAGUACAGCUUAAGAAUCAAAAAAAGAAAGUUGCAGAAUCAGUAUGUGAUCCUAAAGAGAUACAAAAGUUGAAGAAAACUAUAGAUACUGCCCAACAGAAAUUGAAUGUAUUUCAAGAAAAAUCAAUGGUCGUUGAAAAUAAAGUUGCUGAUAUCAAUAUGACAAUUGAGAAAAUAUCUGGUGGACGUAUAAGGGAACAACAGCAAAAAAUAUCAAAUUUAACUAAACAAAUAGAAAACACAAAAGCUGAAAUCUAUAAAUUACAAGUGGCUAUUACAACGGCUAAACGAAAUUAUGACAAAGUGACAAAGCGUAUAGAAGUUCUUGAAAGUGAUAUAAACACUGGUGAAGAAAAACUACGUAAAAUGCAAGAGGAAAAAAAGGAUUUAGAGGAAAAAGGAAAAGUCCUAAUAGAAAAAUUGAACGAAGUUAAUAAGGUACUGGUAGAACGGGACGAAGCUACGGCGUCUAUAAAAGAAAAAUUAGAAAAAUUACAAAUCCGUGAAAAUAAUAUGAAAGCCGUAAAAAUAGAUUUAGAUCAGAAAAUUAAAAUUAAUAAGAGAGAUUUAGAGUCAAUCAAAGCACAACUUCUUGAAUAUAUACAAAAAAUAAAUUCUUUAAAACUUAAUACAAUUCCACAAGAGCAAUCUGAAGUAUUGAAAGAAUUAUCAGACGAAGAAAUAAAUGAAUUGAACGAAAAGGUUAUAACUGAGAAAUUGGAUAAAGCAAUACAACAUUUACCAAAAGAUAUUCCCAAUAUGCAAAUAAUUGCUGAUUAUGAAGAAAAAGACAAACUUUACUUGAAAAGAGUUGCAGAUCUCGAAUUAAUAACAACAGAAAGAAAUAAUUUGCGGGAUAUUUAUGAAAAAGCACGCCGACAAAGAAUGAGUGAAUUUCUUACUGGUUUCACAUUGAUAACGAAUAAACUAAAGGAAAUGUAUCAAAUGAUUACUUUAGGAGGGGACGCUGAACUUGAAUUAGUUGAUUCAUUAGAUCCAUUUAGCGAAGGUAUAGUUUUCAGUGUAAGACCACCAAAAAAAUCUUGGAAAAAUAUUAGUAAUCUUAGUGGCGGUGAAAAAACAUUGAGUUCUUUGGCUUUGGUGUUUGCACUGCAUUAUUAUAAGCCUUCGCCAUUAUAUUUUAUGGAUGAAAUAGAUGCAGCUCUAGAUUUCAAAAAUGUUUCUAUUGUUGGUCAUUACAUAAAAGAAAGAACAAAGAAUGCUCAAUUUAUAAUUAUAUCACUGCGGUCGAAUAUGUUCGAACUUGCAGAUUAUCUUGUAGGAAUAUAUAAAAAGAAUAAUUGUACAAAAAGUAUAAGAGUUAAUUUGGCUAAAUAUUACGUCAGUAAUGGAAUUUCACCUCCAACGCAAAUUACUAUGUCUAAAAAUUUUUAUACCCAAACACAGAUGUCGCAAAUUACAUCGACAAAUAAUGCACAAAAUGAAAUAAUAAAUAAAGAUAAAAAUGGACACUCAAAUGGAAUGAAUUUAAAUAACUUAUUUGAAUUACAAAAUUUGAGUUUGUGUGAAACUCCAAAAAAAUCUGAUAAUUCUAAUCAAGACAUUAAUAAUGAAGAAACAAAUGGAAACAAAGAACCUGCAAGAAAGAAAAGAAAAAUAUAGAAGUUCUUUAAUAACAGAUUAUUAUAUUAAGACGAAGGUAUGUUUUUUGUAAGAACAUAUCUUAUGUAAAAAAAAAUACACUGUGUGCAAUGCGAGGAAAUAAUUAUUUGAACAUGCAUUGUUCACGGAAUAUAUUUAAUGUCUCAUUUAUUAAUUUUUUUUGAAUUUUUCAACUUUUUAAUUUUUGUUAACAUUCUUUCUUAGACAUAUAUUUAAUAUGAAAACCGAUGUAGAUUCAUCUGUAGAAAACUAAUACAAAAUUACAUUUAUUAAUGAAUUAUUCUAUUUAAUUAAUAAUUUCAUUUAUGCAUCAUUUGAUUUUUUUUAAAGAUCAUAAUGUCUAUAACAAAUUGGCCUCACUUUGCAAGGAUUUUAUUUAUUGUUUUUACGUAAUAUACCUAAUUCUGUUUUUACACGAUAGAUAUGUUCUCAAAGAAUACGUGUAAAAAAAAUUCGCGUAAAAAAAUAUAUUGCAUCUAUGGAAAAAUAUAAGAUUGAUUCCAGUCUUAAAAAAUCAGCAAAAAUAAUACAAUAAACCAUAAGUUUGCAUGUUAGGAUCUUAAACAUUUUAUUUCAUAAAGAUUGCACAUGUGUAUCAUACAAAGUAAAUUAUCAUUUGAAAAGGAAAAAAACAUGUCAUUAAUUCAUGAACACAAAAAUUAGGCAAGAUAAUAUGAGUUACUCAUAAAAAGAUUUUAUUCAUUGUCAAAUUCCAAUCCGCGUUUUUUCGUAAACGGCUGAAUAUAUAUGCCAUGUUUAAAGGCACAAUGAAUAUUCUCAUGGACUACUAAAAGUGUGCAAAAUUUGAAAAUAAUCUGAGAUGUGCCUCACUGACCGACUCCUAACAUGAGACAUUUUGGUUAUAUUUGGUCCGGUCGACUUACAACGUUAUAAAAAUAACAAUUACAGUUAUAAAAAUAAAAGUAAAGUAAAAUUAACUUCUUAGAAUUUGGGUCGAUCGUGUUAAAUUAAAAUAAGUCAUAUAAAAAGAGAAUUAAAUUUUUUUUCCUAAUUCAUGUUAAAUCAAAAUCGUGUAAAAGAAGAAGUUCGUGUAAAAACAGAAUUGGAUGUAAUUAUUUUUAUUCUAACGCUUUAUGUAUUUGUAAAAUAGUCAAAUGGAAAACAAUACUUUUAUGGCUGUACAAUAAGGUAAUAAGAUAUAUGAACUUAAUACCGAUGAGAGUUUCUAUCUCACCUAUAUUUGGAAGAAUAAAAAUUGUAUAUGUGUACAGAUAUUUGUAUUUUAAAAAAGAUCAAUAUUGAAUCAAAUCGAUUAAUCAGAAAAAAUGUUGUAUUGUAAUAUAAACAUUGGUUUAAUUUAAUAGUAAUAGCCGUACGAAAUGAUAUAUCAACAAGAGCAAUAUUCUUUUAUAUACUUAUAAACUUAAAUACACAUAAUUAUAUUCGUA